CCUGUGCUGACUCUGACUGACUUGAUCCUAGUGGCAGGAAUGGCGGCUAUGAUUACCAGAGGAAGGAACCCAAAGACCCUGAAACUUUACUUGUAACGGCCCCGUAGAGGAAUUUGUUUCCAGCUAAACACAGAAGCUCCCUCCUACGCCAGAUAAUAGGGAGAAGAAGUGCUUCACCUUGAGAUUAACGCGAUAGAUAUCCGUUUCGAGGAGGUGGACGCACUUUGCGACUUGCUAGUUAGCCUAACGUUAGUGCCGCUGACUUUGAUUGAAGGUAGCUGUUAGCUCGCAGCACUACUAGCCAGCUGUUGGCUACUUGGCUUGGCUGACCCAACAAGUUAACUUAGUGAUUAGCUGUGUGAAAGCAUUCCUUAUUUGUAUCUUCGGACUAGGAUCUGUGCUCUGGGUCAGUAGACAGUAUUCUGAACCUUUACAGGGACUGGGAGCACACGACAACAAGUCGCCACGGCGCCUAUUGAACAUUAUUACUGCUAACCCUGAACGUUAGCUCGGCACUAGCUAAGUUAGGUUUCUGAAGUCUCGCCCAUUUUUGGAUCCUGCCCCAGCCAUUGGCUAAGGGCUAAUCAACAGCCAACUAGUCUGCUUUUCAGGGUCAAUUGGUACUACGAUGGAAAGUCUAACGCUGAGUGAUGUCGAGCAGAAAUAUUACUCGGAUUUGUUCGUUUACUGCGACACGGACAACACCAAAAAAGUGGCUUCCAAUGGAAGAGUUCUUGACCUUUUCCGGGCGGCCCAGCUACCCAGCGAAGUAGUCCUGCAGAUCACAGAGCUAUGUGGAGCCACUCGGCUGGGUCACUUCGGACGAAGCCAGUUCUAUAUUGCUUUGAAGCUCAUUGCCAUCGCUCAGUCUGGGCUGCCCCUGAGGGUGGAAAGCCUCAACUCGGUCAAAGACCUGCCGCUACCCAGGUUUGUGGUGGGGAAGAACGAGGCAGAGGCGAGACAUGCUGCUCUGUACCAGGAUACAGACAGCCAGGGCUUGUACCCAGCCCCAGGUGCUGCAGUAAUACCCAGACCACCGGGCAGGGGCCACCAGAACAAGAAAGGUCCUCCCUCAUCCACUUCACUUCCGGUCCACGAGGUCAUCCAACCACUAGCACCCAGCAUAGACCCACAGCCCGAACCAACGUCCCCGGUGGUCUCACCGCAUCAGUCACCCCCCGCCUCCCCUCACUCCUGGAGGAAACACAAGAGGCAACACAGUGGAGGAAAUGCAGACAGACAACCAGUCGUGACUGCAACUGGAGCUGUGUGGACGCAGUUCAGAGAACCACAAACGGGUCCAGUGACUGGUGAUGGCAUGUGGUCAUCCCACUCACCUCCACCUCCAGGUCAGGAAAGUUGGGUCAGUUUUACAGCAGACACACCACCAUCCAGCACUCUCCCAGCAAUGCAUCCCUCAUCAGUCCAGGAAAGCACAACGAUACGAACAGUAGCCUCAGCUGCAACAACCAAUGAGAUCCAGCGACAGUCCAGUACCUACGAUGAUCCAUGGAAGAUAACGGAUGAGCAGCGACAGUAUUACAUUAACCAGUUCAAAACUAUUCAGCCUGACCUCACUGGUUUCAUACCAGGUUCAGCAGCAAAAGAAUUCUUCACCAAAUCAAAACUACCAAUUUUAGAGUUGUCACAUAUUUGGGAGCUGUCAGACUUUGAUAAAGACGGAGCACUGACCUUAGAUGAGUUCUGUGCCGCCUUUCACCUGGUUGUAGCCAGGAAGAAUGGCUAUGACCUCCCAGAGAAGCUGCCUGAGAGCCUCAUGCCAAAGCUGAUUGACCUGGAUGAUUCAGCAGAAGUCCCGGAGCCGACUGCUGAUGUUGGAUACUCAGCAUCGCCAGUGGAGGUGACCCCCAACAAGUCUCCCUCCAUGCCUUCACUCAACCAGGCCUGGCCAGAGAUGAACCAGAGCAAUGAGCAGUGGGAGACGUUUAGCGAGCGCUCCUCCAGCUCACAAACUCUGACCCAAUUUGACUCUAACAUUGCACCAGCUGACCCUGACACAGCCAUCGUCCACCCAGUUCCCAUCCGGAUGACGCCCAGCAAGAUCCACAUGCAGGAAAUGGAGCUGAAGAGGACUGGCAGCGACCACAACCACCCUACCAGUCCUCUACUGACUAAACCUCCAGAACUGUCUGAAGAAGCCAAAUUACCUGCUUCUAUUAAGUUUGUAGCCACCAACACUGUAGGUGAUGGUUACAGCAGUUCAGACUCCUUCACCUCUGACCAGGAGCCAAUCUCCAGGCAAAGGUCUCAGUCGGGUACGUCUCCAGAGGCUCUCAAGGUGGUAGCCCCACCUCCCCCUCCACCUCGCCCCCACCCCUCCCACUCCCGUUCCUCAUCUCUAGACAUGAACCGCACUUUUGCUGCCACAUCUGCUACAGGACAACCUCAGCCCUCUACGAUAGCUUACCCUCCUGCUGUGCCUCCUCGACCGCUACCCACACAGACGUCAGUACCACUUACUGGACAUCGUGUAGAGGCUGAAGGUGUGCCAGGAGGUGGUGCGGUGCUCACCACCACCUCCCCACAGCAGAUUCCUCAGCAGCCAAACUUUGCAGACUUCAGUCAGUUUCAGGCCUUUGCUGCUUCUGAACAGCCCUCCAGCCUGCCAGAGGUCGAUAAACACAGUGAGGCAGGACAGGUGGACAAGACAUCAGAGGGUGCCGGCCCUUUAAGAACAGUGAAAAGUGAUGGCCAAGCAGAUGAGAGAGCCUCAGCUACAGUCAACUCUACGAAGGGCUCUUCUGGCCCACUUGCUCCUCCUCCAAAACCUGUACGUCGGAGGUUGAAGUCUGAAGAUGAGCUACGACCAGAGGACGAGCAGCAUGGUCCGCAGAAAUCAAAUGUCAUAGCUGCUGUCCUGGCCACUCAGCCCUCCAUCCCCAGGUCAGUUGGAAAAGACAAAAAGGCAAUUCAAGCUUCAAUCAGAAGGAACAAGGAGACAAACACAGUUUUGGCACGACUGAACAGUGAACUGCAACAGCAGCUGAAGGACCUGCUCGAAGAGAGGAUAUCUCUGGAAGUCCAGCUGGAGCAGCUCAGACCUUUCUCUCAUCUUUAACCAAUGUGUGGAGGAAAACUCUGCCCUAGUUCAUCCGAAGCAAGGCUGUGUGACUCCCCCACUCCGUCCCUCCCCUCUUUUUUCCUUCCAUCACCUCGGCUUUCCCCGGAAGCACUGACCUGCAGCAGGGUGUCUCGUUAAAACUCUCAUGCUCAAUCACACACUGAAUCAUAAACCGGACGGAUGUGAGGGCAGAGUCUCACAAUGGGAGAAAGCGACGAGAGGAUUUGACAAACUGGCACUUUUCAAUUUUUUCUAAAGAGAGGUGAAGGUGAGGAUGACAGUAAACUGAGAGACGGUAAGGAGUGUUGGACAUGAUGCUUCAACUUUGCGUUUGUUCUUAAGACAAACUGCUGGGGUCUGAUUACUUUACUCUCUGAAUGACUGAACAAGAAAGAGUGUAUUGCAGAGUGUAUUUGCUGCCUGUGUCUGAUUGUUUGUGCAUUUGUGUUCCUGUUUAGUGACUUACUUGGAGGCUAGUGUCAGUAUGCUUGACACUGCAGCACCAAACUCCUUUUAAAUAUCAGGUAAAUUUAAAGAAUUGUUAAACAAUUUGGGACAUACCUAACCCAGUUAAGCGUAAAGACUGGAAGCAGGGGAAAACAGCUAGACUGGCUCUCUCCAACAUAAAUAUUACACCAACAAAUACCUCUGAAUAUUACUAAUUAACAUGUCUGGUCUCACUCAUUUAAAGUGCACACACUUAAAAAUUAAACCGACGAUUUGAGGUUUUAGGUGGAGCUGUAGGCUAAAACUUCCUCUGAAAAAAACGUGAAUCCAGUUAUUUCCCAAAAUGUUCAAAACUGUACCUUAGAUCUCACUACCAUAGUACUUAUUGAAAACUGGACAAUAGGCAGCUGCUUGGAGGACGUUUUUUUUUUUUUUUUGUUUGGAAUAUCCUCAGAAAUGGUCUGUUAUGCUGAACAUUUGAUGCCUGGUUAUCCACUAUUUUUAAGAAAUUUUUGAAAGAGGCUUUGAAAACAGAAGGAAGCCCACAGUCUACAGAGGUCAAUGAGCAAUGUAUAAUAAAUUGCCAUUUUUUGGAAUGGAGUUUGGUAUGUUCACCUCCUUUGUAAAGCUUACUGAGUGAUUUCCGGUCAGGACUGAGUGUUUGUGUGAGGCCUUUAAUGGCUAAAUCAUCAUGGUGAAGGCUUUUUGAUUCAUCCUGUGACAUGAAUUCAGCCUACCUUCCUCUUAUUACUGCCCCUUCAAGAGUGUGUGUGUGUGUGUGUGUGUGUGUGUGUGUGUGUGUGUGUGUGUGUGUGUGUGUGUGUGUGUGUGUGUGUGUGUGUGUGUGUGUGUGUGUGUGUGUGUGUGUGUGUGUGUGUGUGUGUGUGUGUGUGUGUGUGUGUGUGUGUGUGUGUGUUAGAUGCAGUGAAUGGAAGUAUUGUGUCUUCUGUUUUUUUUCCUCCAUGUUACACAGUGUUUGAGGAUUGUGACUGAAUGGUUUAACUUUAUGCCAAAUCACUGAACUCACUUCUAUUUGUGCUGUUUGAGGAAAAAUGCAACCUCUUCUCCUUUCCUACAAGGUUUUCUUGAUUUGUGUUUGAAACAUAGCUGUGGCUCCACAUUUCAGCUUACUUUUAAAUCUCUUACUCUUGAACGCUGCAGUUAUUUUUGAUCUUAACUUCACCUGUUUGGGACAGCAUUUGGUCUAAACAAGCGUUCAUUUGAAAGGCUUGAAGAUAUUCCAGCUGUUUGACUGCAGGAGGCAGCGUUUAUGAAGAAUAACGUUGCUGAUCAGGGAGAAGUUUUCCUGUGAUUUCUCUUCAGAUCCAAACUGAUGGUGCAGGUACAGUUGACUUAAAAAUUGAGCUGUUUUCCAAUCAGGCAGUCAGUGCUAUGCAAGUAUGGGCGAUACAUCCUCAUAGACCAACUACACUUAGCUGUUUGUACUAUGAUAGUAGCAACUGUGUGAACAGUAUACUGUUUUUUGUAUCAUAGAUCUUCCAGAGCACCAUCUACUGUAUGUUUGUGACUCAUUUUGCCUUUUUGGUACUGACAAGCGGUCCGCUUCCCCCUGUUUCUGCUCCAGAGGGAAGUAAACUCCAGAUCAAUGUUUUUAUCAGGGCAGUUUCACCUGAAGUCUGCAAAAUGAUACCCUUGCUGGGUGUAGAUGAAGCUUAGCAGGAGACCAGUCAACAGAAUGGGAGACCUGAAUGACCUAGCUGCACUUUGAACUGAAACCCCUCCCCCCACACCCGCCUCCCUCAUUAUUACUUUUAUUUGUUACGUUCCUAUUUGCUUACUUUUAACCUACAUGUUUGUUCUUGUCUCCCACAUAUAUUUAAAAAAGAAGAUACUAUGAGAAGAAAAACAGGAUGAACCACUUGAGUUUUAUUUCUACAGUACAACCUGGAAACUGUAAGGUUUUUGUGCCAGCAUGUCCUUCAAUGUCCUAUUUUGUUUGAUCACUUUUUUUUAAUGAAUGUUUUGUCCCUAUGUGUUGGUGAAGCAUCAGUCUUCUAAAGCCUUACUCCCCCCGACUGGCAUUCAGGUUUCCACGGUGGCUGACUGACCUCUCUUCCUUGUUGUUAUCAAGGCUCGCCUUCUUUUUUGUGCUGUUGAGGACGAUGAUGUGCUUGGUGUGUAUGUGUGCACAUGUGUGCGCGUGUUAUAUUGUUUGCAGACCUGGAACUAAUACCAUUUAAAACCCUAUUAAACACCUUCGAGUGGGAUUGAUUGUUUGCCAGCACAACAGCUCCCUCCUCAUGCCUAAACCCAAAAGGCAAUCCAGGCAGGCAGAAGCAAUCAGUCAUUACUUGAAGUCUCUGAUGGGAUUUGAAUGCUAUUUGCUCCCAGAUCUAUGUUGUAUAUUGUAUAUGAUACACACUUUUGGACUCAUAUGUAAAUUUGCAUUAAUUGCUGACUAACAGCGAAAGAAUAUUCUAUUUAAUUCCUUCUCUCUUGGCUGUGGGAUCCUAGAUGUUUAACUGCAUGGAUGUACUGUAUCUCUGCAGAGUCAACUAGCAGCUGUGUGAUUUUUACACAAAAAUAAAAAAAACGGCACAAUA
Molecule: messenger RNA, 6093 nt
Organism: Acanthochromis polyacanthus (spiny chromis)
Lineage: Eukaryota; Metazoa; Chordata; Actinopteri; Pomacentridae
Gene: reps1
Product: RALBP1 associated Eps domain containing 1
Exons: 19
Coding region: 629-3079 (816 amino acids)
Biological process (GO): endocytosis; endosomal transport
Cellular component (GO): plasma membrane; cytoplasm
Molecular function (GO): calcium ion binding; protein binding
Source: RefSeq, a predicted model, not a curated record